AUCGGUUCCUGUUCCUUCCUCGGGGAACUGCGCGUGUGAGUGGGUGUGUCGAGCGAGGGUAAACUUUAUGAUGAGUUAAAGUUUGAUCAUGGCCGUGUGGACCCGCGCGGAGAAACAGGGUCAUCUGGACCUGCUGCUGAGCGACCGCUGGGUCCGGGUCACCGCGGAGCUCACGCGGGACACACUCACCCUGACGGCGGAGGGCGAACCGGGCGGGCCCGCGGGACACUCCGAGCACGGCUCUCAGAUAAGGAACGGCGUGUCUAAUGGCAACGAACAGAACCGAGAUGUUUAUCAGAGCCGCGGGCAACACGACAGUCCGGGUCGGGUCAACGGGUCCGACUCAGAGUCCAGCGGUUAUUGUGACCCGGCGGGGCCGGAGGGGGUUCGGAGGGUUCGGAUAGUCAAGCAGGAGUCCGGCGGACUGGGGAUCAGUAUUAAAGGGGGACGGGAGAACCGUAUGCCCAUCCUCAUAUCGAAGAUCUUCCCCGGUUUAGCUGCGGACCAGAGUCGAGCCCUGCGGGUCGGCGACGCGAUCAUUUCCGUCAACGGCAGCGACCUCCGCGAUGCCACGCACGACGCGGCGGUGCAGGCGCUGAAGAAGGCCGGGAAGGAGGUGACGCUGGAGGUGAAGUACAUCAGGGAGGUGUCUCCGCUCUUUAAGAAGUCCACUGUGAGCGCCGAUCUGCCUUGGGAUGGGCGUCUUCAGUCCCCAAACCUCAGCAGCAGCGACGAGUCGGCCAAGAGCAGUGUAAGUCGUGACAGGAAGGUCAUCCCGCUCAAAAUGAGCUUCAUCAGCCGAAACCUCACCAUGCCUGACCUGGAAAACAGGCUGCUGGAGCUUCACUCUCCGGACGGACAGCACACUGUGGUGCUGCGGUGUAAAGAUGGGGCCUCCACUCACUCCUGGUUCACAGCCAUUCACACAAAUAUUGCUGCCCUAUUGCCACAGAUGAUGGACCACAUCAACUCUUUCUUGAGCAACCCCAGCGGCAACACACACUGCACAGUCAAACACAUCGGGUGGUUGGCAGAGCUGCUGGAGCUGGACGGUGGGCGGCAUCAGUACAGACGAGUGGUCAUGGCGCUCACAGAGAAAGACCUCCUGCUGUUCCAGUCAGUGCCCUGGACACAUGAGAGCUGGACCUCUCCUCUCCUGACGCACCCGCUGCUCGCUACACGGCUGGUCCACUCGGGCAGCGUCCGCAGCUCUCCGGCUCUGGGUGGAGAUCUGGUGUUCGCCACACGAACAGGCACCGGCCGAGGCAUCGAGUCUCAUGUGUUUCGUGUGGAGACACACUGGGAUCUGUCCACAUGGACACGUGUGCUGGUGCAGGGCGGACACCUGGCUGCUGAGCUCAUCAAAGAGGUUUCCAUAGGCUGUGUGUUGAACAGACAGGAUGUGCGUCUGAUCCUGCACUAUGACAGAGGGUUCACUGUGAAGCGGGAAUCUGCCGAAUCCGUGCUCUUCCACUUCCCAUACGAGCGGCUCAAGAUGUCUGCAGACGAUGGAGUCAGGAACCUCUACCUGGACUUUGGUGCUCCAGAGGGAGAGAUGGUGUUUGAGCUCCACUCGGGGCCGAAGCCUGUGGUCUUUGUGCUCCACUCGUUUCUCUCAGCCAAACUGGCUCGUCUGGGACUGCUCACCUAGAAUCAGCAGGAAACCAUCGAGGUUCAUCUAUUUCUUUGAUUUAUUGACGGCUAGUAUUUUACUCAAGCAGCGUUUUCAUAGUUUACUUCUCUUCUAGCCAAGACAUUAGUUGUGUGAUUGUGUGGCUUUCUAAAGCACAAAACUCUCCCAGUUUCCUCUGAUCAGGAACACCAGAUGUGCCUUCUCAUCUAGAGCCAACAAGCUUUUACACUCAUUUUCAGGCUUAAGGUCACCGUAAAGCUUUGCAGAGUAACCAAAAUGAACUUAUUAUUCUUGUAUUAUCUGUGUUGUUUGUUAUUCACCUAACUCGCCUGUAUUUAUGUUUAUAUAUGUAUCGCAUGGCGAAGACUGUUACAUCUGUGUGUUAUAAUCUGAAUUAAUAUGUCAUUUGAAUGCAUAUAUAUAUAUAUAUAUAUAUAUAUAUGGAGAAAAUGAAGCUUUAAAUACAUUCCCUCACGACUGACCAAAAUAACCUCCUUAAAGUUAAAACUCUAGAAGGUGUUGAAUAGCUUUGAUUCAGUUUAACUAAUAUUUUGAAAGAGAUAUAAAGUAUAGGAAUGUUUUAUUAGUUUAUCUGUUCUCUACAUGUCAUAAGAAAUACUUCUUCAUUAUUAAUGACCAAACCUGCUCCAGGCCUUGAUUUAUUUAUUUAUUCUUUCCCCUUCUGUAGUACAUUAAUGCUCGUUAGAUGAGUGUUUAAUCCUCAUUACAGGCUUCCCUCUGCCAGAAAAACCUGGAAAUAUCAGCAGAUUUGGAAAUGUGAAGGAAAUUAAUGAAACCUUUCUAUUAUUAAAUAGAUCAUGGGGAAACGUCUAUAGACAAUAUAUAUUUUCUAACUCGGUUUAGCUCUGAAGAACUUUGCUUUUGUGAGUACAAUCUUUAUAAAAUGGCUUUUAAUAAUCCUAAUCCAGUUAUCAGACAAGACUGGAGAAGUCAGAGAUUUAUCACGUUUUUAGCACUGAUAAAUGGUUUGUCAUGGUGUGUAUGUUUUAUGUUUAUCAAUAUAAUAUCAGUAUAUAUUCUUUAUUAAUAUUUUAUCUUUUUAUAUAAUGCAUGUAAUGCAAACUUGAGUUUGAGCACAUGAUCUCCUGUAUUAUUAACCUCUUCAGUCACAGGUGCUGUAGUCUAGGAGCUUUUCAGUACUGAAGACAUUCCCUCAUAGAUUUAUUAGAACAAGCUUAAAGGGAUACUCCACCCCAAAAUUAAAAUGGUGUCAUUAAUCACUGACCUCCAUGUCGUUCCAAACCAGUAAAAGCUUUGUUCGUCUUCAGAACACAACUGAAGAUAUUUUGGAUGAAAACCGGGAGGCGUGUGACUGUCCCAUAGACUGAAGUGUAGAAGUUAUACUGUCAAGGUCCAGAAAAAUAUCAAAAACAUCGUCAGAACAGUCCAUCUGCCAUCAGGAGUUCAACUGUAAUGUUAUGAAGCGUCAAGAAGAAAACAAAAAAUAACGACUUUAUUUAACGAUUCCUUUGUUAAUCUCCUCUGUGUCUCUCCUAGAGUUGUUCCGAUUCCGAUACUAGUAUCGGAAAUAUCUCCGAUACCACAACAAAUUCUGGCAUCGGCAUCGGCGAGUACAUGAACCCAUAUACCGAUCCGAUACCAUUUUCUUAAAAAAGACCUAGUUAUGACCGCAAGCUUUGCCUAACCGCUGCACGGUUCUUCUUCGCUGCUCAAAAUGCAUUGAAAACACAGGAAGUUGUGCUGUGUUGCCACAAGCAACCCCUGUUUAGAGCAGCGAAGAAGAAAUGAAAACGCGUUAGCAGCCCUUAUCUACAUAUGACUGGAUCACUCAUCACAUUCUAAACUGCCAAAAGACAGUGAAGCCGCUACUAUAUUAUAGAUCAGUGGUUAGCAGUAUGUCUCUGUAGUACCGGUAGUUACAGACUCUCGAGUAUAUUCAGUACCGGCAACUGCGUUCAGUCGCUUCCGUGUAAGUCAAAACGCAGGGCUCCAGACAGUAGCCGAAUAUAUACUAGUGUCUGUGAAUAUUAAACUGCAAAAUACUAUUUAAAUAUUACUCCCGCAAAAUCUACAUCUCUGUGGGUGACUGGCACAGAUGCGCGAGAGCUCGCUGUUUUGUAGUCUCUGCUGUGUGUCAUGAGGACACGAACGCAUAAACCGUCACUUCAUGAGAAUUUACCGUUUCAUUUGAGAAUACUGUCAUAUCAUAAACACAGACACUCAAAGAUCUUCAUGGCAGCCCAUUAAAAUAAAUGUUUGGUUUACAUGAGUAAAUUGACAAUAUAUAAAGCUACUGUUGUAGCCUACAGUAAUAAUAAUACGUCUCUAUAAUAAUAAUAAUUAUGCCUAGAUGGUUGCUUGUUUUUUACUUGUUUUUUACUUGUUAGAGAUUAUCUGAUUAAUAGAUCUUUUUUUAUAUUCCUAGACUUAUUUGUUGCAGUUUUUUUAUACAGUUAUAUUGUAAAACUUAAAUACCUUUUUUAGUUUGCGGUGUUAGAUUUUUGGCUGCAUUUGAAGUUCUUUUUUGCAUAAGAAAAUAAAUAAUACUGUCAAAUUCAUGUUAGAUAAUAAAAAUACUGUAAUAAAUACAGUAGUUCACCAUGUAUUUGUUCAUGUUUUAUUGAGGGAUCUGUCUGAAGCACACCAUAAAAAAAUUCUAGCAAUUUACACAGGGCUAGUAGUAUAUACAGCUGUAUAUACAGAUAUACACCCAGGUAUCGGAUCAGUACUCGGUAUCGGCCGAUACCCUGAGCCCAGGUAUCGGAAUCGGUAUCGGGAAGAGAAAAAGGGUAUCGGAACAUCUCUAGUCUCUCCACAUGACUCAAACUGCCCACGCUCUUCUGUGUCAGCAGUGCUCAUGGAUGAGGUGAAACACUGAUGGCAGAUUAUUCUGACGAUAUAGUUCUGGACCUCGACCAUGUUAUUUACUUGGCAGUCCAUGGGACAGUCACAAGCCUCCCGGUUUUCAUCCAAAAUAUCUUUAGUUGUGUUCUGAAGACGAACAAAGCUUUUACGGGUUUGGAAUGACAUGGGGGUAAAUGAUUAAUGAUAACAUUUUCAUUUUGGGGUGGAGUAUCCCUUUAAAAGAAGCAAUAUUUUUAUAAUAUGUCUUUAUUUUAGUUUAAUGCUCACUCCACAAGUGAAACGCAAAAAAACUAAUGUAUCUGCACAAGGACCACACGUACAACCUCUUUGAUGCUUUAAGUGCUCUUAAACUUUUAUAGUCUAUUGUACAUACUAAUAACAUAAAUAUUUCAAAUCAGAGGAAAACAUGUUUUUACUCGUAUGGAAGCGUUCCUUGUUUCUUCUGAAGUGUCCAUUUAAAUGACCGGUGUGUGCUUUCGGCAGUAUUUGUUGGUUGUUCUUUGAGAGUUUGGUGAUCAGUCAUAGUUUUGGAUAUUAUAUCCAUUUAUGUUGUGACAUCAGAGCGCUUCUUGAGGACCCACUGCAUUAUGCAUUAUGUCUUAACUAUGAAACUGUGUCAGUGCUGUCAGACGAUUAAUCGAGAUUAAUCACAUCCAAAAUAAACAUUUGUGUUUACAUAUUACAUGUGUGUGUGUGUGUGUGUGUGUGUGUGUGUGUACUGUGUAUAUUUGUAAUGUGUAUAUAUAAAUAGACACACAUGCAUGUGUAUACAUUUCAGGAAAGUGUUAUGUUUAUAUCUUAUAUUUAUAUAUAAAUACAUGUAAAUAUUUUCUAAAUAUAUGCUGUAUGUGUGGGUAUUUAUAUUUAUAUAUACAUAAUAUACACAACACACACAUAUGUCAACAGAAGGUUUUAUAUAGGAAGUGAUUAAUGGUUUGACAGCACUAUUAAACACUUGGCCAUGUUUACAGAUUGCACAGGUGAGAUGUUCGGAGCCUUCAGACUCUGAAUGUACUUUAUAAACCUCUAGAUGCAUGCCUCGGUUUCAUUAUUUGUUCAGCAUUUCUAGUUAAUAGUUUGUUUUUUUCUUUAUUUUAAACAAGAAAAUGUUUGAACCAAAGUUCACUUGUGGCAGCUUGCAGCACACAAUCAAAUGCAAAAAAAAAAACAAAAACAAAUGCUUGUUUGUUUGUACCUGUAUUAUAACUCUUCAAAGCCUGUAACCUGAAGCUAUGCAUUGUUUUUUUUAUGUAAAUGUCAUAUAUAAAUAAAAACAUGUAAACGAGUGUUACUAUGGAA
Carassius gibelio (silver crucian carp) is the source of this 5779-nucleotide messenger RNA. RefSeq names its product beta-2-syntrophin-like. The record is from RefSeq and is a predicted model, not a curated record. Bases 89 to 1651 code for a protein of 520 amino acids. Gene Ontology annotation, cellular component: synapse; dystrophin-associated glycoprotein complex; intracellular anatomical structure. The transcript has 7 exons. Lineage: Eukaryota; Metazoa; Chordata; Actinopteri; Cypriniformes; Cyprinidae. Gene Ontology annotation, molecular function: structural molecule activity; protein binding.